AUGUAUAUCUGUCUUGAUUAUAACUUUUUUCGGGUAUUUUUCCCCCACAAAAUAGCUCGAAACCUAUGCAUUUUUAAAUCCAAUCUUAGAUAUUGUACCAUUAAUCUCUCUCUACUUUUUUCUAUUAGCCUUUGUUUGGCAAGCUCUCUAAGAUCUAAAUAA
Messenger RNA from Linum tenue, 162 nucleotides. The record is from the annotation of a GenBank genome assembly. NCBI's taxonomy places the organism in Eukaryota, Viridiplantae, Streptophyta, Magnoliopsida, Malpighiales, Linaceae.